Molecule: messenger RNA, 5702 nt
Organism: Nothoprocta perdicaria
Lineage: Eukaryota; Metazoa; Chordata; Aves; Tinamiformes; Tinamidae
Gene: ARHGAP32
Product: Rho GTPase activating protein 32
Exons: 26
Coding region: 40-5646 (1868 amino acids)
Biological process (GO): small GTPase-mediated signal transduction
Cellular component (GO): fibrillar center; nucleoplasm; cell cortex
Molecular function (GO): phosphatidylinositol phosphate binding; protein binding; GTPase activator activity
Source: RefSeq, a predicted model, not a curated record
ACCAUCGAGGCUCCCCUUCGGCCCCGCGGCGGCGCGAGGAUGAUGAAGCCCUCGGCACACGCCGAAGAAGAUGACUUCGUGCCCGAGCUGCAGAGGAGCAUCCACCCCCGAGAGAGGCCGGACUGGGAGGAGACCCUCAGCGCUAUGGCCAGAGGGGCGGAUAUCCCUGACAUCCCGGGGGAGCUGCCGCUCCGCACGUGCGGCAGCACAGCCAGCAUGAAAGUGAAGAAUGUGAAGAAAUACCUCCCCCCGGGACUGAUGGGCUGUGAUGCCUUUCACAGGUUGUCCUUCACCAAGGGCCACUUCCCGAAGAUGGCUGAGUGCGCCCACUUCCACUACGAGAACGUGGAUUUUGGCAACAUCCAGCUUUCGCUCCCGGAGGAACAGAAUGAAGUAACACGGAACGGCUGCGAAUCCAAGGAACUCGUCUACCUUGUCCAGGUCUCUUGCCAGGGAAGGAGCUGGAUCGUGAAGCGCAGUUAUGAAGAUUUCCGAGUGCUUGACAAGCACCUUCACCUGUGCAUCUACGACCGCCGCUUCUCCCAGCUGGCCGAGCUGCCCCGUUCCGACGCCCUGAAGGACAGUCCGGAGCUGGUCACCCAGAUGCUCAUGGCUUAUCUGGCCCGUCUCUCGGCCAUCGCAGGCAACAAGAUCAACUGUGGGCCAGCCCUCACGUGGAUGGAGAUUGAUAACAAGGGGAAUCACCUGCUGGUCCACGAGGAAUCAUCCAUUAACGUUCCUGCCAUCGCUGCUGCCCAUGUCAUUAAGAGGUAUAUUGCUCAGGCAGCAGAUGAGCUGUCCUUUGAGGUGGGAGACAUCGUGUCCGUUAUUGACAUGCCUCCAAAGGAGCUGACCACGUGGUGGAGAGGCAAACACGGAUUCCAGGUUGGAUUUUUCCCUAGCGAAUGUGUGGAAUUAAUUAAUGACAAAGUUCCCCAGUCUGUGACCAAUUCUGUGCCAAAACCAGUUUCCCCCGCCCACGGAGCCCGUCCUGCGUCCUGGAGCUACUUCCCCCCUUAUUUGGAGCUGGAGAGUGUAAAGCCAGGCUCUGCUCCCGGCACAGAGGCCCUGACCCAGGCCCAGCUGAGCUCAGUGUCCAAGAAGCACGGCAAGCUCAUCACCUUCCUGCGAACCUUCAUGAAGUCGCGGCCCACGAAGCAGAAGCUGAAGCAGCGGGGGAUCCUCAAGGAGCGGGUGUUCGGCUGCGACCUGGGCGAGCAUCUGCUCAACUCGGGCCAUGACGUCCCCCAGGUCCUCAAGAGCUGCACUGAAUUCAUCGAGAAACACGGCAUUGUGGAUGGGAUAUAUCGCCUGUCCGGGAUCGCAUCCAACAUCCAGAAGCUCCGGCACGAGUUUGACUCUGAGCAGAUCCCCGACCUAACCAAGGACACCUACAUCCAGGACAUCCACUGCGUGGGCUCCCUCUGCAAACUCUACUUCCGAGAGCUGCCGAACCCCCUGCUCACCUAUCAGCUCUACGAGAAGUUCUCAGAUGCUGUUUCUGCUGCUACGGACGAGGAGCGGUUGGUUAAAAUUCACGAUGUCAUCCAGCAGCUCCCUCCUCCUCACUACAGGACACUGGAGUUCCUAAUGAGGCACUUAGCUCGCCUAGCUGAUUACUGCUCCAUCACAAAUAUGCACACCAAGAACUUAGCCAUUGUCUGGGCUCCCAACCUCCUGAGGUCGAAGCAGAUUGAGUCCGCCUGCUUCAGCGGCACGGCCGCCUUCAUGGAGGUGCGAAUCCAGUCGGUGGUGGUGGAGUUCAUCCUCAACCACGUGGACGUCCUCUUCAGCUCCAAGCUCAGCUCGGUCAUUCGAGAUGGGGCAGGCCACAGCUCCUUAUCGCGGCCCAAGUCUCUGCUGGUGUCUUCUCCUUCCACCAAGCUGCUCACCCUGGAGGAGGCCCAGGCACGGACACAGGCCCAGAUCAACUCCCCCAUCGUGGCAGACAGCAAAUACAUCGAAGUAGGGGAAGGCCCUGCAGCUCUGCAGGGCAAAUUCCACACAGUCAUAGACUUCCCCGCGGAAAGAAAAAGGCCUCCCAAUAAGAUGAAGAAGUCACCCGUGGGCAGCUGGCGUUCCUUCUUCAACCUGGGCAAGUCUUCCUCCGUGUCCAAGCGCAAACUGCAGCGCAACCCCAGCGAACCCUCUGAAAUGAAAGCCAUAGCCCUGGCAGGUGGAAGAGGAGACAGUGGGACCCUUCGCUCGGCUAAGAGCGAAGAAUCACUCACCUCUCUGCACGCUGUUGAUGGCGAAUCCAAACUGUUCCGACCCCGGAGACCCAGGUCAAGCAGCGACGCGCUCUCCGCUUCCUUCAACGGGGAGCUCCUGGGGAACAUGAAUCGCUGCAAUUCCUACGACAACCUGCCCCACGACGACAGCGACGGCGACGAGGGGCUCAUCCACGUCCCUGCCCUUAUCUCCCCUCGAUCUGCCGAGGACGUCGACCUGAGCCCGCCGGAUAUCGGCGUCGCCAGCUUGGAUUUCGACCCCAUGUCUUUCCAGUGCAGCCCGCCCCAACCAGAGCCCGAGUGCCUGGAGAGCCACACGUCCCUGCUGGAGUCCAUGGGCCUCCACACGGAGAGGCCCGGCCCCAUGAAGAAGGAUUUCGAGUCGGGCAGCCAGUCGCAGACCCCCGGCAGCGCCACCAGCUCUGAGCCAGUGUCCCCCUUCCAGGAGAAGAUGAGCCCCUUCUUCACGCUGGACCUGAGCCCCAGCGAAGAGAAGCCCCCCAAACCCCACACGUUCUCACCCAAAAUGGGGCGAAAACCCCUCAAGUCGCCGCCGCCGCCGCCGCCGGGCGCAGCGGAACCCACCGCCUUCGCGCUGCCCAGCCGCCUGCCCGAGACUCUGGGAGCGGGAAUAGCCAGAAACUCCUCAGCUUCCAGCUGGAGCAAAGGCCUCGGCCUCGCGGAGAUGCCAACCAGGUCCCCACCCCAGCUGGCCUUGCCCCUGCCAAGCACCGAAAGGGCCGCGGGGGAAGGAGGCCACGCGGAGCCGCAGCAGGGCCCGCUGGCGGCUGCUGCCAAACCCGAGGUGCAAGAGGAAGGGGAGAGAGCCAUGGCCAGCAGCCACACUAAGACUGUACCCUCUGGACACACGCAGCCAGGAGCAGUUGCCCUCGACUCCCCCCAGGAUCCUGUUCCCGUCAGUUCCGUGUCUCUUAUCCCUCCUCCUCCUCCGAAAAACGCAGCGCGCAUGCUGGCCCUAGCCUUAGCCGAGUCCGCGCAGCAGGCGAGCGCUCAGGCUCACAAAAGACCCCCGGAGGCUCCGGGCGAAAGCCCCAAUUCCACCGAGGCGGCGCCCGCCGCCGCCGCUCUGGAAAAGCUCCGGCUCGGGGCGCCGGACAAGCUCCAGCUGCACGCGGGCCCGUCCGAGAACCGACUGCACUUCCAGCCCGCUUCCCACGUGGAGCAGGAAUUCCAAGGGAGCGGCGCCGAGCGCAACCACCAGCCGCCCACUGCCCCCGGUGCCCGCGAGCCCCUUCCUCCGCAGCCUGGUGGGCCGGGUGUCGGGGACGUGCCCUGGGACCACUGCACCCUGCAGCCUGCGAGAGCCGGGGACAAGGAGCAGCUCCCCCAAGCGCCACCCGCUUGGGAAGCGCCCUCGGCGGAGCCGGCGCCGGAGCAGCCGCCGGGGCGGGCGGCAGGCGACAGGCACCGCGGUCCUGCCGAGGAGCAGCCGCCGCCGACCACGGGGGCCAAGGCGGCGCCGGGGGGCUCCGUGCUCUACUUCGUGCCGGUCCCGCCGGCGGCGUCCAGCGAGCGCCUGGAGGCGGCUCCCGUGGACCCUCCGCGCGCGCCCGCCCCGGCGCCCCAGCCGGAUCAGCAGGCAGCCACCGGACAAGCGCCGGGCACCAGGAUGCCAAGCGGCCCCACGCAGGUGUGGGCAGCAGCUGCGCCGGAGAAGCCGCCGGAGCCUGCCGCCCUCCUGCUCUCCGAGGGCAGCUCCGAGAAGCCCCGGGAGGCGGCGCGGGCGCCGCCGCUGCACCUGCGCUCCGAGUCGGUGCCCACAGGCUCCUCGCACGGCCCGGCCCUGCUGGCGUCCGCGCUGGACGAGGCGCCGCCGCCGCCGCCACCACCGCCCAAGCUGGCAUCGCUGCAGCCCGUCUACAUCCCGCACGCCAAGCCCGAGAGCGCUGCCGAGGUGCCCGCCGCCUACGCGCCGCACAAGUACCGGCCCGAGGGCGCCGCGCCGCACGCCUACGCGGCCCAGGCCGAGCCGCCCGCGCGCUACCACACGUACACGGGCCAAGGCAAGAGCGCCGGCACCCUCGCCGCCCGGCCCCGCGGCCGCACUGCCGCCCCGCCGUGCGCUGCCUACGCCGACGAGGCGCCCCCGUACCCCUCCAUCCGCAGGGUGCAGUCGCUGCACGCGCCGCCGCCGCCUCCGCCCGCCGCCGCCAUCCGCUCCGUGCCCAUCUCGCGCACCGAGGUGCCCCCGGACGACGAGCCCCUCUACUGCCCGCGGCCCCUCUACCAGUACAAAGCCUACGCGCCCCACUGCGACUACCACGUGACGCAGCUGCAGCCCUACUUCGAGAACGGGCGCGUGCAUUACCGCUACAGCCCUUACUCCAGCUCCUCCUCUUCCUCCUAUUACGCCGCCGCCGACGGCGCUUUCUACGAGCUGGAGCCCUACAGCACCAUGCGGGCCCGGCCCUGGCACCCCCUGCCCAGCCGCGACGCCGCCUCCUACCCGGCGCGCCUGCCCAGCCGUGGCCUCUACCGCUACGCCGGCCUCCCCGCCUACCCGCGCGGCGCCGGCGGGCACCUCGUGGGCAAGGAGCACAGCUUCGUGAGCCGCGACGUGCCGCCCGCCGCCGACGCCAAGCCCCCGUACGCCUCGUGGGACCUGGAGGACAUGGACAGGUACCGGCUGCAGUCGCUGCGGCGCGAGAGCCGCGCGCGCCAGAAGGCCAAGGGCCCCGUCACGUCGCAGUACGACAACGUGGCGCCGCUGCUGCCACCCAUGGAGGAGCUGCCCGGCGGCCUCGACGUCGUCCACCUGCGCAGCAAGUCGGACCCGGGCAAGAGCGGCCUCCUCGCCGUGGCCGAGGCCAAGGAGGGCAGGUACGUGGCCAAGGCGCCCGACGGCGACGAGCGCUACUACGCACCGCUGCCCGGCGAGCCGGAGCCCGACCGGGGCCACUACCCGGGCGCCUUCGGCAACGGGCAGCCCGAGAAGCCGUCGCUGCCGCAGAAGCAGAGCGGCGCGCGCGGCCGCAAGGCGCACGAGGCGCCCGAGCCCGCCAAGAACGGCGGCCCCUACGCCGAGUACCGGCCCAAGGCGGCGCCCGAGCCCGCCAAGUACCUCCCGGCGGCCGCCGAGAGCCUCCGCCACAGCGCCAAGGAGAAGCACUCGCGGGACUGCUACGAGGAGCACGCGGCGCCGCCCAAGCCCGAGCGCAGCCACAGCCUGCGCGCGCCGGCCGCCGAGAGGGACUCGGCGCCGCUCUACGCGCCCUACCAGACGCUGGGCAAGCGGCACGUGACGCUGCUGGCCCACUACGAGGGCGCCGAGCAGCACCCCAGGGCCUUCGCCCACGCGCACGGCCGGACUUACGCCACGGCCCUGGGCCAGGGCGCCUUCCUGCCCGCCGAGCUGUGCUUGCAGCGGCCCGACGCCGAGGUGCACGUCGAGUGAGCGGCCGCGCGCCGCGGGGGGACCCGGGGGAUAGAGCCUAAGCAGCCUCUGCUGGA